ACACAACCCUCACUGACGUGAUUAAUUCCUACCAGCUGUAGUCCUUAUUCUCAUUCUGUUGUUUUGCCUUUAUUUUCACUUGCUGAAACCUCUUUCUUUUUUUUUUUUUUUUUUUUUUUUGGCAGCCGUCGUCUGUUUCCCCUCGCCGUCUUAUUUAUCUCUAGGUACCUAGGUAGGUAGGUGGACGCGCUAUCCGUACGCCCAGACCUCUUUUCACAUCUUUAUUAAGUCUCUUAAGGGGUAUUGACGUCGCUUACCCCACGGCUCGCCCAAAGAAUUGCCAUCCUCUCACCAAAAGAUACCCCCCACGCUAGCCGUCAAAUAAUUUCAAGAUGGCAAUCACCAAGCAGCGCAAGAUUGCGAUUGUCGGCAGUCGCUCGGUCGGCAAAUCUUCGCUGGCGGUCCGGUUUGUAGACGGGCAUUUUGUCGAGAGCUACUAUCCGACAAUCGAGAACACCUUUAGCAAAGAGAUCACGUACAAGAACCAGAUAUAUUCGACCGAGAUUGUGGACACGGCAGGACAGGAUGAAUACAGCAUUCUUAACUCGAAGCACUUUGUCGGGAUCCACGGCUACAUAAUUGUAUACUCGGUUGGGUCGCUGACGUCGUUCGAGAUGGUGCGGACGAUCCGUGACAAGAUCAUCCACCAUUUGGGAGUGGCCGAGGGUGACGUUCCGAUCGUCAUCGUGGGCAACAAGAGCGACCUUCGACCGGAGCAAAGACAAGUGACGCCACAGGAUGGACAGGCGCUCGCAACAGAGCUCAAGUGCGGGUACACAGAGGCGAGCGCCCGAUACGACGAGAACGUGGCUCAGGCAUUUGAGCUCAUGAUUGCGCGGAUCGAGGGCGCCCCUAAUGGUGGGGAGGCUACUAAUGGAGGGAAGUGCGCCGUCAUGUGAAGUGGCGGUGCUCGAGCCAGAGUCUGAUUGCACUUAUAUACCCGAAUGAAGAGCAACUUCGGGCCUGCUAGUGGGGACCAACAAAGGUAGUCCAGUAAGCCCAAGGGAGGGAGGCAUGUCGCUUCGUCAUCGUAUGGAUAACGCUUCUUGGAGAUUAAAUUUUUGGGAUGAAGGGUUUUUUUUUUGGCGGGAUUCGUGGCGUUAUGGCUUCAGCUUUUUUUUUUCUUUUUUUAAAUUCUUUUUCUUGGACAGACUUGCUGUUGUACGAUGCCACGUCGAUAGCGGUCACUGCACAGAACGAGGUUGGGGAUAUCGCGUUCAACUGGUCAACGGAGUAUGAAGGACUGGUUACCACAAGGACGGCAGACAGGCAGUUCGGGUUUCUGCUUCCUCCGCCGCUACAGAUGCCGCAUGCAUGAUCUGCGGUGCUUUAUUACCAGGCCAGCGACAAGCUACAGGAGGGAUAGGGAGGGUAAGAGGUUCGUUCUCUAGGAAUAUAUUCCAGAGAAAGCGUAAAUGUCAUUGAUUCAAGGCUGGGGUCUUGGAGUUAUAGAUAUGACAGCUUGCAAUUUAUGAUCGGCGGCUGCUGGGGAACUUGUCCUUUGGACUAUAUGGAUAUAUUUUGGCUGUCUCAACGAUAGAACAUAUUCCUAGUCUAGUCUAGAACUAGAUCCUGGUAACAGGGCACCCCCUAUCCUGUACUAAUGUAUGAAAGUAUCCAGCGAAUA
Molecule: messenger RNA, 1627 nt
Organism: Pyricularia oryzae 70-15
Lineage: Eukaryota; Fungi; Ascomycota; Sordariomycetes; Magnaporthales; Pyriculariaceae
Product: GTP-binding protein rhb1
Exons: 3
Coding region: 333-899 (188 amino acids)
Biological process (GO): small GTPase-mediated signal transduction
Cellular component (GO): plasma membrane
Molecular function (GO): GDP binding; GTP binding; GTPase activity
Source: RefSeq, a predicted model, not a curated record